AUGUGCGGUGAGAAGGGCCAUAUUGCCCGCAACUGCCCGUCCUCCUUCGGUGGUGGCUACAGCGGUGGCGGCGGUGGUGGAGGCUUCGGCGGAGGCUACGGUGGCGGUAGCCAGAAGACUUGCUACUCUUGUGGUGGUAUUGGACACAUGUCACGUGACUGUGUCAACGGCUCCAAGUGCUACAACUGUGGCGAGACCGGCCACUUCUCUCGCGACUGCCCCAAGGGUUCUUCGACCGGAGAAAAGAUCUGCUACAAGUGCCAGCAGCCCGGUCACGUCCAGGCUGAGUGCCCCAAUGCCUAA
This is a messenger RNA of Phaeoacremonium minimum UCRPA7, 303 nucleotides long. Its product is annotated as putative zinc knuckle domain-containing protein. NCBI's taxonomy places the organism in Eukaryota, Fungi, Ascomycota, Sordariomycetes, Togniniales, Togniniaceae. Gene Ontology annotation, molecular function: translation regulator activity; single-stranded RNA binding; mRNA binding. The coding region runs from base 1 to 303 and encodes 100 amino acids. The record is from RefSeq and is a predicted model, not a curated record. The transcript is spliced from 3 exons. Gene Ontology annotation, biological process: positive regulation of cytoplasmic translation. Gene Ontology annotation, cellular component: cytoplasm.